This is a messenger RNA of Wasmannia auropunctata (little fire ant), 3265 nucleotides long. RefSeq names its product E3 ubiquitin-protein ligase SIAH1-like. Bases 1269 to 2108 code for a protein of 279 amino acids. The transcript is spliced from 5 exons. Gene Ontology annotation, cellular component: cytoplasm. The record is from RefSeq and is a predicted model, not a curated record. Gene Ontology annotation, biological process: proteasome-mediated ubiquitin-dependent protein catabolic process; multicellular organism development. Lineage: Eukaryota; Metazoa; Arthropoda; Insecta; Hymenoptera; Formicidae. Gene Ontology annotation, molecular function: ubiquitin conjugating enzyme binding; zinc ion binding; ubiquitin protein ligase activity.
UACAUAUCCAAUCUUAAUCUUCUAUCACACAUUUAAUCUCUCUUUGUCCUUCUGUUCUAUAUAUUCAUUCUUCAUUUUUUAUCUCUUAUAUUUAAUCUUUUAUACGUAAUCUUUUAUACACAUAUAUAAAACUUUAUCUAUAUAUAAAACUUUAUUCGACGAAUAACAAUACAGUCGAGUACGAUACAGUUUUUUUUUUUGCUCAGAUCCGAAACGUUAUUUUCCAUCAUCGUCAUUGUUUGACGAGCGGAUCUGGCGAGGAGGAGAGGAUCGCGGAUGACAUUAACGACUUCCUCGACAGAUGCCGCUGCGCAACCUCGCAGUGCCCCUUUCGGCAGACGGCAGUUCACUUUGGCAGUUUCCGAUACUCCGGUACUCCCGAUGGUUACACGAGCGGCGCUGACUCGUCGGCGUGUGCGUGCGUGUGUGUAUAACAGCUGUGUGGCUGCUCGAGUUCGUCGCGUUUUCGGAGCCACGCACGGAUCUUCUCUCGUGGGAGACCCGAGUUACCGGAUGCGUCGUCUGUGAGCGGAAGCGGAGGAUCGUUGCGGACGGAGAGAGCGCGAGCGGGAGACCGACCGACGAGAGAAGCAGAGAGAAAGCGUGUUCCCGAGCGCGGUGCUAUGCCUCACCCAGAAUCGGCACGGGUGCGAUCGGUCACGCCGCCUCGACGAUCGCGGGGAUCCGCGAUGUAGCCCCCUCCUCCUCCUCCUCCUCCACUACCCGCCUAUAAUCCCGCUCUGCUCCCGCUUGCUUACCCCGCCGAGUCCGAGGAAAAAUACAGCACACACACACACUCUUUCUCUCUCUCUCUCUCUCGCGUCAUCGUCGCAACACCCCGGUCACAUCGAUGCGUCGUCACGCAACGUCGACGGGCUCACGCGCAACAACGCUCAUCACGGAUCUUGGCCACCGCCGCCGCCGCCGCCGCGUCGAGUCACCUGCUGCGACUACGCGCUCCUCGUCGUUAACGUCGCUGCCUCCCACAACAAGUGCCUUCUCACGACUCCUGUCGUACGGCCGUGCGAGCCUCCCGAUCGCAGGGGAGGCGGCGUGCAGUACGUGUCACCUGCCCCGGCGGUGAACGCGACGACGGGUCUUUGCCGAUUACCGCUUCGUCUAAUCCUGCCUUUGCGCCUCGAGAAGUGAAUCAGCUGGAAGUUGAGAGAGAAGAUGCAUUGCUGAGAAACGGCGCGAGAAACUGAGGGAUUGUCCGUUCGAGUAGUCGGGAGUGGCGAUUCCUCGGCACAUAACCUGAAAGAGACAAGAUGUCCCAGCUAAACAUCAACACGGGCAAGCGGGGGAGGGGGGUCGCGAGUACCUCCGCGUCGACCGUAUCCGCCCUGAGCAGCUCCACCGACUUGGCGAGUCUCUUCGAGUGUCCCGUCUGUUUCGACUACGUGCUUCCACCGAUCCUGCAAUGUCAGAGCGGACAUCUGGUCUGCACGAAUUGCAGGCCGAAGCUCUCCUGUUGCCCCACGUGCAGGGGUCCAUUGGGUAACAUUCGUAAUUUGGCCAUGGAGAAGGUGGCGAGUAAUGUGAUGUUCCCCUGCAAAUACUCCACCAGUGGCUGUACCGUUUCGCUGGUGCACACGGAGAAGGCAGAUCACGAGGAUGCAUGCGAGUUCCGUCCAUACAGCUGUCCCUGCCCGGGCGCGUCCUGCAAGUGGCAGGGGUCGCUGGAACAAGUGAUGCCGCAUCUUAUUAUGAGCCACAAAAGUAUUACGACCUUACAAGGUGAAGACAUUGUUUUUUUGGCAACUGAUAUUAAUCUCCCUGGAGCCGUGGAUUGGGUCAUGAUGCAGUCUUGUUUUGGCCACCACUUCAUGCUGGUGCUCGAGAAACAGGAGAAGUACGAUGGACAUCAACAGUUCUUCGCGAUUGUACAACUGAUCGGCUCCAGGAAGCAAGCAGAAAACUUUGCUUACAGACUAGAACUAAAUGGACAUAGGAGACGUCUCACGUGGGAAGCGAUGCCGCGUUCCAUUCACGAGGGUGUGUCGUCCGCGAUUUUAAAUUCUGACUGCCUUGUAUUUGACACCUCCAUCGCGCAGCUGUUCGCUGAUAAUGGGAACCUAGGAAUUAACGUUACGAUUUCUAUGGCCUGAGGAAAGCCAGAAAAAGCAGUGUAAAAAAGAAGAGGAAACAUUAUUCGGAACAUCAUUACUACUCGGAACACAUGUCGAGCAGUCCCUGGGAUCGUGGGUGCGGUAAAGUAUUCCAGUGGGACUGCCCGCUAUGCGUAGAGAAACUCGAAUUCUUUUUACGUUAUCAAAUGGAUAUUAGCAAUACACAGAGACAUUAAGGAAUGUUGUUUCGAGUUAUGUUGACGAUACACGCGGCAUUUGGAUGCUCAGUGCAGGACCGCCGUUGAAAAAGCUUUAAAGUGUUACUACUGAGGAAGUGAUAUCGAUAAUAUCACGGAGUUGAAUGUAAUAAACAUCUUUUCGUAUUCAUGCUGUGACUUUGGAGCUUUGAUGCUCAGCACGAUAUCGAAUUCCGAGAAAAAAAAAAAAAAAGAAAGUACCUGAUAUCCGCGUUAUUGUCACAUUACUCUUACUCAUUUCGCAUCGGAAAUUCUUUCACUCAUCAUAUCUCUUUGGCGAGAUACGACGCAUUAUAUUGGAUCAUACUGACAGCAAUUUUUUUCUUGUCUGUAUUUUAACGCUUUUCUGGACUUGGUACAGCGAGUGCGAGCAUUACAAGGCAAAUUUCACAAGUUUACUCUAUGAAUCUCGUCUGUGCUAUGAAUGUAAUUAAGUGCAUUUCGUUUUCCGCCGAUAUAUAUUUUUAUAUUAUUAUUAUUAUUUUGAUUUACAUAAAAUUCACUUUCUCGAGACCUUAAAAUAUACUUUCAUUCUUCAUAUUUUUAAUUUUACUAAGGGUCCUGUAUUGUAUUUUGUAUAUAACGCGAUAAAUUCGGUUUUUCGUAACUAACACAAAUGCAACUGUUUCGUUAUUCCGCAUUAUGAUUACGAAUUAGUGUUUUUUGCGAUAUUUAUACGCAAAUAGCAGUGAAAGGCAGAUCAGUUUUUCACGAUCUAGUCUGAAUAUCGAAGGAAGAUGCUAAUAUUUUUACAACAGUUGUAUUAACAGAUGGUGCGCGUUUCGAAAUGUAUUGAUAGCACUGGAAUAUCUAUGGCAUACGUGAGCUAUAGAUUUUCCGGACUGUCAAUACAUUUCCGGACGCAUCCAUGGUGUGGAGCAAUGUUCAAUUGCAGCAAAGUUCCUGUAAGCAAAAUAAAAAAAGGAAGUUUAAAAGUGA